Euleptes europaea (tarantolino) is the source of this 849-nucleotide messenger RNA. RefSeq lists its product as uncharacterized. NCBI's taxonomy places the organism in Eukaryota, Metazoa, Chordata, Lepidosauria, Squamata, Sphaerodactylidae. The record is from RefSeq and is a predicted model, not a curated record. The transcript is spliced from 5 exons. Bases 1 to 849 code for a protein of 282 amino acids. Gene Ontology annotation, molecular function: peroxiredoxin activity.
AUGGGGGCGGGCUCGGCCCGGGCAUGCGCGCGCGCCUUCCGUCGCCCCGGAGCUGCAAAGGCGUCGCCGCGCUCGCUUUCGCAGCCGCGCGCUCGGAGGCCAGCCAUGCUGCACCGUCUCCUUUGCAGUCUCCGGCCGUUCCGCCGGCCGGGCCGCGCGCCGCUUCUGCCUCUCAGAGUGUCGGGGAGCUUUGGGGGGAGACCCCAAAUGGUAGCCUUGACCCAUGCCUACAGCACAGAGAGCGGGAACCCUGACAAGCCCGUCGGACGAUAUCCAAUACCGAACAAGAAAGAUUUGCCCUAUGACAUAGUGGAGCUCAUGGAGGAAGUGGAAGUCAAGACUGGGUUUUUGCCCAAUGUGUUUAAGGCAAUGUCUCAUCGACCGACGGAAUUUAGAGCAUUCUUUGCUUACUACAAUGCCAUUAUCAACAAGGAGACAGGAAACCUGAGUAAGGCUGACAAAGAGCUCAUUAUCGUCGCCACGAGUAUCGUUAACAGGUGUCCCUACUGCGUGAUUGCACAUGGCGCGUUGCAUCGGAUAUACUCUAAGAAGCCAACUUUAGCAGAUCAGGUCACAGUGAACUGGAAACUGGCUGACCUAAGUGCUCGAGACCUGGCUAUGCUAGAGUUCGCGCUUGCUGUCUGCCGUGCGGAGAACAUCACCGAAGAGCACUUUCAGAAGCUGAAGGCGCAUGGGUUUGACCGGGAAGACGCUUGGGACAUUGCCGCUAUUUCAGCCUUCUUUGCCAUGUCUAACCGCAUGGCUCACUUCCUGGAUCUGCGCCCCAACCAGGAAUUCUACACCAUGGGAAGGAUACCAAGAGAAAAAGCAGAGAUCCCGUCCUCUUAA